AUGAGUGCAUUUUCCGUCGCUCAACUCGCCAUCUACUCGGUUCUUGUAUGCCCAGCGUUGUAUCUGACGCUGUGUCAUCGUCGGAACGGAGUGUUAGGCUGGGGCUAUCUGAUGGUGUUUUGUAUACUCCGGAUUACCGGCGGUGCCCUCUCGAUUCACAGUAGCGGCUCCGGCGCAAAGAUUAUUUCAAGCGUUGGGAUCUCCCUCAUGCUGCUUGCUUUAGAUGGAAUACUGCAUGAAGCGAGGGUGUACCGCAGUCGAAACCUGAACAAACGUUUAGAAUACACAUUUAUGGCCUUCGUCCAUGUGGUCGUUGCUACCGGAGUUGCCAUGGUCGGCACAGGAGCCAGCAGCCUAGCCGGGAAGAAUCCAGAAGCGAGCGAUCAGACGAAUCUUGACGUUGGAAUGGCGUUGCUCGAGGCAUGUUGGGCAACACUGACCGUCUGGGCCCUGUGGACAUUGAAGGAUUGCACUCCUCCGCGGCGUGCUCUUAGCGACGGCUUUUAUCGGUAUCCGGGUUACGUACGGACUGAUCGCGGAAUCAACCUAAAACGAAACCUGAAUCCGGUGAAUGGCUCCCUAGCCAUUCGUACAGUCCUUGGUCUUCUACCCGAGCUUAUUACAACUUUGAUCUUGAUGUUCGUUGGCUUUCGUACGCGACAUAUCGGUGGUAUAAGUUAUAACCGCCGAAUGGUGCAGCAGGACGAGACAUAA
Molecule: messenger RNA, 714 nt
Organism: Aspergillus fumigatus Af293
Lineage: Eukaryota; Fungi; Ascomycota; Eurotiomycetes; Eurotiales; Aspergillaceae
Exons: 3
Coding region: 1-714 (237 amino acids)
Source: RefSeq, a predicted model, not a curated record